Salvelinus fontinalis (brook trout) is the source of this 390-nucleotide messenger RNA. Its product is annotated as peptidase M20 domain-containing protein 2-like. NCBI's taxonomy places the organism in Eukaryota, Metazoa, Chordata, Actinopteri, Salmoniformes, Salmonidae. Gene Ontology annotation, molecular function: dipeptidase activity. The record is from RefSeq and is a predicted model, not a curated record. The transcript has 5 exons. Bases 1 to 390 code for a protein of 129 amino acids.
AUGGCAUUUCAUGCAGAUGACAACCCCAAGUACUACGUUUUGCCACCUCUGGUGACAGUACUUGGGAUCCCAGCAGAAGAGGAUGGAGGAGGGAAGGUCGACCUCAUUCUGACUGGGCCGUUUGAAGACAUGGGUGUUGUCUUCAUGGCUCACCCCGUUCAACGGGAUGUUUUAUUCAUGCUCUGUGUAUCCAUAACAGAUGUGACAGUGAAGUACCAUGGGAAGGCGUCUCAUGCUGCAGCCUACUCCUGGGACAGGUUUAAUGCCCUGGAUGCAGCCGUGCUGGCGUACGACAGCCUGUCUGUUUUGAGGCAGCAGAUAAAGCCAGACUGGAGAUUCCAUGGCAUCAUCGGACAUGAUGGAGUGAAGCCCAACAUCAUCAGGGAUUGA